AUGGCCUCUGCCGAUGAGGCGGAUUUUGUCAUUUCAGAUGAGAUGCAAUCUAUUCUGGACACUGCCAUGUCCAAAUCAAUGUCCAAAGCAUUAGCCUCUGCCAUGGACGUCAUGUCUACGUCUUUAUCCAAGAUGUUUACACAGGAAUUAUUACACACUCAAAUGUCGGUCCCUCCGACCUCUCAGACGGUCGUGAUACCGCCUGCCUCUCAGCCAGGCCGUAAAGCACUGGCAAAAACAAAACAUGCCUCCAAAACUAUUAAGAUGGACAGUAUACCACCUGUCACAGAUGGCGCACGUGUGAAUCCAACCUGA
Molecule: messenger RNA, 315 nt
Organism: Pelobates cultripes (western spadefoot toad)
Lineage: Eukaryota; Metazoa; Chordata; Amphibia; Anura; Pelobatidae
Source: the annotation of a GenBank genome assembly